Molecule: messenger RNA, 7394 nt
Organism: Chrysemys picta bellii (western painted turtle)
Lineage: Eukaryota; Metazoa; Chordata; Testudines; Emydidae
Source: RefSeq, a predicted model, not a curated record
CCAGCUGCAUCUAUGAGAGGAGAAAAGGCAGCUUUUUAGAACAGGCGAGGCAGACUGAGGGGAGAGGAACUUGAUCGUCUCAAUGCUUGAAGGACAAGGGAAGCCGGUCUCCCAUCAACCCUUGUGGGUUGUGAACUUGAAGUAACCCCAUAUUCCUUGUGGAUGGCAGGAGUCUAUUCAGUGAUCUGCACCAAUUAGAACUGGAGCCAUUUCUAUCUGCAGUGCAUGCUUUCCUUUAGCUAGGGGCCUGCCCCAGGGGACACCUUUCCUGGGAUGCAGACAGCAGGGAACACCAGCUGACUCCUGGCUGAUACCCAGUUAUGUCCAUUCAAAGCCACCCCAGGAAAUCUUAGAAAGCAUUCUCCAUGCCUGGCUCCCUGAAUGACUGGAUUUAGUGUGCGAGCGGCCGGUGCUGUCACUUCUGACCAAGAGGCUGGCUGUAAAUUCUUCAACUCUGUGCUCUAGCGGAGUGAACCCUGUUGCUGAACAUAUCUAGGCAUCGCUGCCCUUCUGUGCAGAACCAUUCUCUCAGCCCUCAUUAGUGACUGUGCCUCAGAUUAACCGCUGAUCAGGGUUUCUCUUAUGCUCUAGUGGGAGGGUCUGUUUCUCAGCUGUGUUCUCAUUUGGGAUGGGGAAUCCAGGCCCCUGUGGCCCCGAGAACAGAGUCUGGGUCUGAAACGCAACCUGCCCAUUUUGACAACCAGCUUUUCCAAAAGAGACACUUUCUGUGGUGCAGUGUCGUCAGUGGCAAGGGGGAGGAGAACAGACAGACAAAGUCUAUAACAGUUUUCACGGGAGUGGUUCUGUCCCUUUCAAAGGGGGGAUGACGGGAACGAUAACCAGCUGCUCUGCAGGUACUGGCAGAGAAGCCAUAAUAAUGCCCUGUGGGGCAGGCGUCACCCUGCACUUUACCAGCUGAAAUGCUCAGCACCGCUCCUUACAUGGAGCCAUUUAGGCAAACGCCCCUGUGAGCAAAGCAGCGGCGCUCCUAGCCUGAAGCUAGUGAUCUGAAACCUGCAUACACCUGGUGGGUGAUUGCCACUUCCCUCCCCACGCAUGCUCACAGCCUCCCAAGGCAGAACUUGCCAUCAUACACAAUAUACCCCCGGACAGCAGGUGCAGUUAGAGCUCAGCGCCGCUGAUGAUGCCCCUGUGGGGGAUGGAGCCCGGGAAUGCUGACUCCCAGUCCCCUGCUCUAACCACUAGCCCACACUUCUUGAGCUGCUCUGAGUUGUCUUCUCUUGCUGGAGCAGCGACUCACCAGGGCAAGACAGUGACGGUGGCCGCCUGGCUGCAUUCGGCUGCGUGCUUGGGACGGACUGAAGGAGGAAUCGGCAAACUGGCCUUAUCCCAGCCACUGGUAUGGACAGCAGAGAGCAAUUCCCUCUCCUGUGUGAUGCUGCAUGAUCAGUGGUGCAGGGACAUUCGCUCUCCGCUCCCCGGUGUCUACGCAAAGUGCCCUAUGUAGGGCAUCACUGCUCAGGCGGCACAGAGCGUGCCUGGCACACAUGGAGCCAGCGUGGACAGGCUGUUGCCAGACCUGGCUCAGGAUGAACUGAUGGGGCAGGGUCGGGGGAGGUAUUAGCAUCUCACAUUUCGAUCUGCCGGAGCUGGGCAGCGAUUGUCACUGAGUCUGGGUGAUUGAGGCAAAGCUGCGAGCCCCGUACCUGUAAGUACUGUUGUUCACAGAGCUAUAAGCUGGGGGCCGGGGGUGGUUUAGCAGCCUAAACAGCAGGGCUGAGAUGUGCCCCAGACCCACAGGCACAAAUCACAGCAGGCUCAACUCCUCACUCAGAGGAGUUGGAGGCAGUUUAGUGGGUGUGGGCCCGUCAAGUCCUGGCUAUUCCGUGUGGACAUGAACAUGCCCCAGGCUCUGUUCAGAAGAGCGGGGAGUUGCUCCAACAUUCUUGAUUAAAAUUUCCCCUCUCCUAACUGCUGUGUGGCAAUCGACUGCCCUCCCUCUCCCCCAGAAGAGGCUCCGGGGAUGCCAGAUACUGAUCCUGGACAGGCCAGGGAGGACUGGUGCACUCGAUGAGAACUAACUCUUGGCUUCGUGUCUAAAACACCAAGACAGGCAGGAGGAGAGAAGCAAAGGGAUCAACCCUAUCAGAGCUCCAAUCCAAAGCGCCCCAGGCCCCGGGAUUGCUCUGGUCACUGGACAAGAGAGGGUUCAGGCCCUGGAACUGCAUCCCAGGAAGAUCAGUGAGGAAGAGGGGGAACAGAGGCAUCGAUAAAGGCUCAUGGACUGGCUGGAGCAUCCAAGCAAACCAACAGCCCUACUGAAUGGGAGUGCCCGCUAAAGAGGGGCCACGGUGCCAAGCAGAAGGGAAGCAAAGAAACACGCCGGGCACAAGAGAACGGCUGAGGGCUUCGCUUGAAGGUUACGGAUCUGGAGAGAUGAGGAUGGAAAAAUCUUACACGUACCAACAGGGGGCGCCCUCGCCUGGCUGGGAUCCAGCUGCCUUGUGGAUAAGACAGGUGUGAGACGCAGGAUGGACUGGUGCUGUGGUUAAAGCACUGGGCUGGGACCUGGGGACAGGGAUCUGGCAUGAAGUCUGAACCUUAUGGUGAGCCAUUGGGGUGGGAUAUGCCUGUCCAGGCCUCAGUGCAUGGAAACUUUCUGAUCACGCCACCAAAGCUGAAACUCGCUUUCCGCCCCGCCCCAACCCCCUGCUGCAUUCCCAAUCAGUUUAGACAGCUGGAGAUUAUCUCAUGAAAACAAUCCCAGCACUAGACUGGGGUCAAAUUCAUGACAGCAGCAGCCUUAAUCUGAGCCCGCCUGGGAAAUCCAGAAGCACAGUGGCAGAUGCUGAUAAUCCGGCCUCGCUCCCUGGGGAAGAGGGGCAGACAAUUGCUGCAGGGCAGGAGGAGCUGUGUAUGGAAGCCCCGGAUUGAAGGAAGGUGGAGAGAGCAUCUUCCCCUCCAGCCCAGGAGAGGAUGGAGCCUCCAGGUCAAGAUCUCACCCCACGUGCAUGCUACAAACAGUCUGUGCUCUGCCCUGCAGCGUGACCAGUAUCUGCAGCACCACCAACCGCACAGGAGAGAAGAUACUGCUGGGCCUGGACAAGGCGCUGCAGGAGUAUCCCUUUGAGACGUGGUCCCUGACCGGGAACGAUUUGCUGCAGUUGUCCUACCGGCGCUUGGAGGAACUGGGCCUGAGGCGGGUUGGCCAUCAGGAGCUCGUUCUGGAAGCCGUGGAGCAGCUGUGCGCGCUGAACUACGAGCUGGAGACCACCAGCCUGGGGACACUGACGGAGAAGCUGCAGCAAGUCGCUCGGACCACCCAGACCCUCAUCCUGAGCCGCAGGAAGGUGACCGCGUAUGAUGGAGAGGCCAUCGAGACGCCCUCCCCGGACCUCCUGGCCUGCAUCGCUGAGCUGAUCACGGCGGCCAAGGGGCUCUUCUCCUGGCUCAACAGGUAUCUCUUCUCUCACUUGAAUGAUUACUCAGCCAGCCGGGACAUUGUCUCGCUCUGCGGAGAGCUGGCCCAGAUCCUACAGAAGGACUGCAGCGUGUCUGAGAGAGAGAACCAGAUCCUGCUGAUUUGCAGGCACCUCGCGGGGAUCUGUGAGAACAUCUCGAGCUGCAGCCCGGCAGCCCUGCUGAACCAGACCGCCAUCUUGGAGAGCGUGGACCUUGUGCCCACCGAGCCAGAGGACAGUCUGGGCAUCGAGAUCAAAUCCACCAACUCCUGCCUCCACUUCAUAGCGGGAACCACCGCUGAGUCUCCAGCUGACCACUGCAGCCAGAUCCUGCCGGGGGAUGAGAUCGUUCAAGUCAACGGGCAGGUUGUGGUGGGUUGGACUCGAAUGAAUCUAGUGAAGAAAAUACUCGAAAAGCCAAACCAGGUGACGUUGGUGCUGAAGAAGAUUCCACUAACCUCUGUGGGGUCCCCGUGUUCCCCCAGGUCUCCGUGCCAUCAGGCACCUGGAAGCUUCUCGGAUGCUGCAGAAUCUCCUGGCUUGGAAAACAAUGACUCUCCAAUAAGCUUGGUCUCCCUGCCUUCCAGCGUGAUCGCCGGGCUGGACUCUGCGCUGGAUCUCGCCACUGACGAAGAGGUGGCGUUCGACUCUAGCCACCCCGGAGAGGAGACCAGGGACUUCCUACAGCGACUCCCCACUGAAGACGCUUCAGCAGCCCCUACGUUGGAGAGCCAAGCUGUGGGGGCAGGAUUUGAAGGACGCAGCUCCCCCGUUGCUGUCGCUCCAGCCAGACCCAGCAUCUUGGAACUCGGAUCGAAGGAGUCCCCAGAGAACGGAAUUGGGAGCAGAAGUUGGGGACCAGAAUCUCCCGCUCUUCCAAACAAGAGCAGCACCAAGAGUUGCUCCAGGCAGAAAGGAGUGGCUACCAGGCUGAGCCGCCGGCGAGUGUCCUGUCGGGAGCUGGGCAAGGUGGACUGCGAUGGCUGGCUCCUGAAGAAGAAAGACCACGUGGGAUUCAUGUCCCAGAAAUGGAAACGCUGCUGGUUUGUGCUGAAGGGCCACGUUCUCUACUGGUACAACCAGCCCAGUGACGAGAAAGCCGUAGGCCUGAUCAACGUGUCGACCUACGACCUGGAAAGCACCCGGGAGCAGAAGAAGAAAUAUGUCUUCCAGCUCUGCCAUGAGACGUACAAACCUUUCAUCUUCGCAGCAGAGACUCUGGCUGAUCUGAGCAUGUGGGUGAGUGGUUUGAUCGCUGCAAAAACCAAAUACAAGCUGGCCCAGGAAUCGCUCCCGCCCAGAGAAGAAGACUGCUACAGUGAGACGGAAGCUGAGGAUCCGGACGACGACGCUCCCAGGCCUGGCUCUGAUCUGCUGCCAAAGAGAAGGGAGCUGCUAACCACUCUGGAGAGAGCCCAGCCCGGUGCUGCAAUGGGGAGCCCCGACUCCACGGGCCCAGUGGGGAGCCCCCUGGGGAGCCCCGUCCCUGGCAGUGGCAGGCCCAGCUCGCCCCUGGACUCCCCUGGCAAAGAACUGGAGUCCCUGAUUCAGUGUCUGAAGCAAGGCGGGGUGUCUCUCAUCGGCACGCGCCAGCUCCUGACCCACGAGCAGUACCGCAGAUCCUUCAUCAAGCGCAACAAGAACCCCCAGAUCAACGAGAGAGUUCACCUGGUCCGGGCCCUGCAAAGCACGCUCAAAGCGAAGGUGGCUGAGCUCCAGAUCCUCGAUCAGCUCCUGAACGACUCGGAACUGACCUCGGAGAAAUUCAGACACUGGAAGAAAGAGCAUCAGGAGUUAUACCAGGAAAUCCCCCAGUGGUGGGCGCCCAGGCCCAGCCAGGCUGAAGGUCUCGAAGCAGAACUUGGCGCUGAAUCCAGUCCACAGGAAGCUGCCGGUGUGACACCAUAACACAUGGAAACGGGGCAGAUCCUGGCAAUAAUGUUCCCUUCAUAAACCUCAGUGCAGGGAAUAACACGUCCCUCUCUCAUUCCGGAGAGAGAUUCCUGUCGUCUCUGUCCCAAUAAGAAACGUGAUGCUCUGAGAGCAAGGAGGAAUGGUGCUCGCUCACAACACGCAGCGCGUCAAUUUAACUGGAAAGUGGGCUGCAUUUUAAAGACACCGUUUGAGGCUCUCCCCUGAGAGCAGGAUUUUAUGUAGGGACCCACUUUUGACAAAGCCUUGUCCUUCUGAGGACAAGGGAGGAAUUCUCAGAAUGGAUCCUCGGUUGGGUUUAGAGAGUCUUGCUUGUUUUAAAAGAGCUGCUGUUUCCAUUUCCCCGUGAUGCUUAAUGAAUAUGCAUCCAUAUACUUCACUGAGUAACUGACCCCAGCGCUGUGAGGCCAGGACGGUCCCUCUGGGGACAAUUCUGAGAUUGGGAUAUUCAACAUGUUGAUGCCUUGGCAUUUCUCAUCACUCGACAUCCAUCCAGAGCCCGAUCGGAACCAAGAACCCGUGUGAUGGAAGAUCUUUUAUGGAUAGAAGUGCUGCCUGGCCCCCUCUGGCUCCGCUUGCGGUGGUAGAUAUUCAUUUGAUAAAGAGAGAGGCUGGUUUUCAUCCAUGUACAAAUAAUUCUGUGUUACAGUAUUUGCUAGUGGACAGAGUUGGACUCAGGUGCCAUUCUCUGCUCUGCCUCUAACUCCCGCGUGUGACCUCGGGCGAUUGCCUUAGUUUCCCUAUAUUUAAAAGGGGAUAAGACUGAUCUGUCUCAUAAAGCUGCUGUGUCGUUUCAUUAAUUCAUGGGGCCAAAGCUCUUUGAGAUCCUCUGCUGCAAGGCCUCGUUACAGAUGUAGGCUGGUUAGCCAGGGGAAAGCUCUGAUCCAGCUCCCCUCGCUGGAUGGAUGUGUCGUUGAGUGAGUUCUGUUUAAACAUCCAGGACUUGUCUACACUGCAUUGGAAAGCAAGCCUCCCCGCUGACCUCCCCAGACGUGUGCUAGCAGGGCUCACGCUACCGCUCUAAAACUGGCCGGGUAGAUGUUGCUUUAACGUUGUGACGUGGGCUCUCGUGCCCACCCCGCCACCCCCUUCAUCCCCCAGUUGUCAGAGCCCAAGCACCAGCCCGAGCCGCAGUGUCUACACAGCUGUUUUUGCAGCACUAACACAAGUCUGAGGAGGCGGGCUGGGGGGCUCACUCCUGAUGCAGCAUGGACAGGCUGACACCAGCUGGCUCGCUGCAGCCCUGCCAGUAAUUUUAACUAAAAAUAGCCAGCUGUUGUCUAGCAUUUUAACUGUCCAUUUUUAUUUUUUGUUUUGCAAGUGCCUGAUCCCAAGUCCCCGUCCUUUGCUGACAAAUCAGUUCAGGGCCUGUUUUAGCUAACCUCGACUCUUAUAGGAACCCAGGUUUGCUCCAAUGAAAUGGACCCACCCUGUCCCCCUACACGUGAACCAGAAGCUGCCUCUGGCUAACGGCAGUGAGUUGGCAGGGCAUUUCCCUGGCUGCUUAGGGCAGGAGACGGUUGAGCCUCCAUCAUCUCGUUCUCGUCAGCAGCUGCCAGGACUGGCGUCCAAUUCGAAGCUUAGUGAGCGUUUUCCUAUGGCUUUCAAUAGGCUUUGGUGCCUGAGCUUGCCUUCACCCUAAAGUUACCACCCUCGCUGCUUGGUUCUGCUGCCCUAGCAUUCCCUUACUCGCCCCCUCUCUAAUUCAGUACCUCCAGUCUCAGCUUGGCUACAGGCUUGGGGCCUCGUUCCUGUUGGGAGGGGGGAAAAUCCCUCCAUCCCUUUCGAGCUUCGGGGAAAGGAAAGCAGCCAUUGUUAUAUUUUUGUUUUUCUAUUGUCAAAGCUGUUUUAUUUUUCUAAGCACUCUCCCCUGCCGGAUUUGUCUACGGGGAGGAUUAGGUUUUAUAUAUGAUCAAACCACUUCUUUGUUCCAUCCUCAAUCUCUCUGCAUCUGGCCACUUAGAGCUGGAAUAGACAGGGGUUGUUUGAAGCAGGCAAGGUUGGUUUUCUUGGGGCAUGAAUAAAACUGUGUUGAUGACA